GUCGCACCCUUCUGCAGAAAUGGCCAGAACCUGGACGAGAGGUCCGGCCAUUGGCCGAGGCUCAACGGCCACCAUCUCCACCGCGACGGCUUUAGUCUCCGGCGAGGUCUUCGCGGUCAAGUCAGCCGAGGUUUCCAACUCGGAAUUCCUCAAGAGGGAGCAGAGGAUGCUCUCUUCAUUGAGGCCAUGUUCUCAAGUUGUAGCAUACAGAGGAUGUGACAUCUCCAAGGAAAAUGGUAAGGUUCUGUACAAUCUUUUCAUGGAGUAUGCACCGGGCGGCGCGCUCACUGAUGCAAUCGGAGAGAACGGGGGUCGGCUAGAUGAGACCGCGAUCCGAUCGCACACGAAGACAAUUCUAUUAGGCCUCAAGCACUUGCACUCCAAUGGAAUAGUACAUUGUGACAUCAAGGGGAAGAACAUUUUGGUAACAAGCGAAGGACUGAAAAUUGCCGACUUGGGUUGUGCCAAGUGGAUUGAUGACGUGUCAAAUUCUGAUUGGGAGACAAGGAUUACGUCAAUCGCCGGAACGCCGGUCUAUAUGGCACCCGAGGUGGCACGUGGAGAGCAACAAGACUUCCCAGCUGAUAUAUGGGCUCUGGGAUGCACGGUGAUAGAGAUGACAACAGGACGAGCUCCGUGGACUAAUGUUUCGGACCCGGUAUCAGUUCUUUAUAGAAUUGGAUUCUCAUGUGAUGUGCCUGAAAUACCCAACUCCAUGUCUAAAGAGGGUAAGGAUUUUUUGAGCAAGUGCUUGAGGAGAGAUCCAAAGGAGAGAUGGUCAGCCAGUGAACUUCUCAAACAUGAUUUUGUGACUCAACCCACUAAUCCAAUGAAGGAAACCAAGUGUUUUUCAGCUACACCCACCAGUACUCUGGACAUUUGGGACUCAUUUGAGGAUACAGAGACAACAAUGGAAGAAACCCAUGAAAGUUUUUUGAGUUAUCCGAUGGAAAGAAUCAAGAAAUUGACAUCAAAUUUCCCAAAUUGGUCAUGGGAUGAAAGUUGGAUUACUGUCAGAAGUAGCUGCUAUGACAUCAAUGAACCAGAAAUUUUACAAGCCAAUGAGCUCACAAGUGUUCAUGAAGCUAAGACAUCUACAAGCUGUGGCAGGAGGUCCUAUGACUUCGUUGUUGCGAUAAUUGCUAUUGCUAUUGCUAUUGCUAUUGUUGUUCUGAAAAAGUUUAUACAAACUGUAAAUCGAUGUUGUACCCAUAGAAGUAUUAGUAGGCUGAAGAGAAAUGCAUGGCUGCCAUGUAAAUGUUAUCAUGAUUUCCUAUGGAGAAAUCUUGAUUUUAGGAAUAUGAAGUUCAGUCUGCCGCAUUCUAUGCUUGCUGCUUAUGAUCAAACUCAGAAAAGCUUUUUAACAUCAUCAUAA
Carica papaya (papaya) is the source of this 1375-nucleotide messenger RNA. Lineage: Eukaryota; Viridiplantae; Streptophyta; Magnoliopsida; Brassicales; Caricaceae. The record is from RefSeq and is a predicted model, not a curated record.